Parascedosporium putredinis is the source of this 390-nucleotide messenger RNA. The record is from the annotation of a GenBank genome assembly. NCBI's taxonomy places the organism in Eukaryota, Fungi, Ascomycota, Sordariomycetes, Microascales, Microascaceae.
AUGAUUUUGACAUCCGUCACUUGGCGACCAUUUGCACCAAAAUGGGUUCUUAAUUCCUUUUCUGAAAUUGUCGAAGGCAAGCCUUUCACGAAAAUCCUCGAGGAUGCCAUCGUGGCGAUCCAAAAGAGGCUGGAAGCGCAAAUCAAGUCUGCCGACAUGAAUGAAGAUAUGCAACAAGAGGCUGUCGAAGUCGCCCAAGAAGCCAUGGCCAAGUUCACGGUUGAGAAGGAUAUCGCACAACACAUCAAGAGAACCUUCGAUGAACGUAAGGGACCGACCUGGCACUGCAUCGUCGGUAGGAACUUUGGCAGCUUCGUAACGCAUGAAACCAAGCACUUCCUUUAUUUCUAUCUCGGCCAUUGCGCGAUUCUUCUCUUCAAGACUCAGUAA